UUGCCGUUCUACCCAUUUGACUCUACUCUUGCUUCGCAGUUGGAUGAGAAUCGCAGUACCAAUUUUCCCAAUUUCGUUGGAAUAAUCACCAUACGCAUGCAAUUCUUCCGUCUCCAUACACUCGAAUCCACUUUUUUCCGAUUCCGAUCAAUGAUUUCACCCAAUUCGAUUUAGGGUUUUUCAACCACUCAAAUUCCAUCCCCAAUUAUCGAAUCAUUAGGUUUUAGAGGUUUCGCGGUUGUCUUGAUCAGAAUCGGAGUUAGUGUUGUGGUUUUGUUUGAAUUUCUGUUACGAUCGGUGACAUGAAGAUCGAAGAGUUGGACGAGGUUGAAUCUGAUGAAAGAAGUUACAAUCACAGUGACGACCAUGUUUCUGGAAGAAUGAUUGUUCGGGUCGAUGCAAAGAGAGCGCUAGUCGGAGCUGGGGCUCGGAUCCUGUUCUACCCGACCCUUCUGUACAAUGUUUUCCGGAACAAGAUUCAAGCUGAGUUCAGAUGGUGGGACCAAAUUGAUCAGUAUCUUCUGCUGGGGGCGGUUCCAUUCCCUAAGGAUGUUCUGCAGUUGAAGCAGCUUGGUGUUGGCGCUGUCAUCACUCUUAAUGAGCCUUAUGAAACGUUGGUUCCAACAUCAUUGUACCAUGCUCAUGGGAUAGACCAUCUUGUCAUUCCUACCAGAGAUUACCUCUUUGCUCCUUCAACUGUGGAUAUUAAUCGGGCUGUGGAUUUCAUUCACAAGAAUGCAUCGUGUGGUAGGACUACCUAUGUCCACUGUAAAGCUGGCCGAGGAAGGAGCACAACUAUUGUGCUUUGCUAUCUGGUGGUGUAUAAGCACAUGCCCCCUGCUGCUGCCCUGGAAUUUGUGCGUUCUAAAAGACCUCGAGUGCUUUUGUCUCGCUCGCAGUGGAAGGUGGUCCAAGAAUACAAGCAGCAACGAUUAGCAUCUACCACACACUCUCCCUCCAGGGAUGCAGUUUUGAUUACAGAAGCAGAUUUGGAAGGGUACCAUAGCUCUUGUGACGAUGAUGGCAACAAGGAGCUGAAAAUUGCUCCCAUAGCGGCAAGGGCUAGGCCUGUGAUUGAAAGGCUGUCGUGUCUUUUUGCAUAUUUGAAAGUUUCUGGGGGCUGUGGACCUGUUCUUAGGCAGCUGACUGCGGCACGCGCUUGCUAAGGGCUGCUGUGGAAAUAAAUAAUACAGGAGAGUAAUAUUCCAGUGCUUUGUGCUUAAGAUAGAGAAGAAUACUGAAUAAUGAAUAGCGAAGAAUUUGAAUAGCUGUUCUUUGAAUAAUGUAGUGUGAGAGCAGUACAACCUGCAGUUGUACUUGUACAUAAUUCUUGCACGAGUUUGUGUAAUUUGCAGUUAAGUUUGUUAUUUGAGUUAGUAUGGGGUCUUUUUGAUAA
Molecule: messenger RNA, 1396 nt
Organism: Camellia sinensis
Lineage: Eukaryota; Viridiplantae; Streptophyta; Magnoliopsida; Ericales; Theaceae
Product: phosphatidylglycerophosphate phosphatase PTPMT2
Biological process (GO): protein dephosphorylation
Molecular function (GO): phosphoprotein phosphatase activity
Source: RefSeq, a predicted model, not a curated record